AUGACACGGCAGGAUCGACUACAAAACCGCUAUUCGGUCAACGUUGUGGACCACAAUUCCAACUACUGCCGCAUCUUCCUCGAGCGGACGAAGGACGCGGCGGCAAAGCAAUCUAAGGCCUUCCCCGUGCACUUCGAGAAGCGCUUCGGCUUCCGCAUUCACGUGCUGUGCACUGACGGCGGCGGCGAGCACGCUAAUAUCGAAUUGUUUUACAAGCGCAGGGACGUCGCCAAUCAGAUUUCGGAAGCCCGCAACCAGGCGUCGAACGGCAAGGCCAAACCUAUGUAUAGGACAAUCCUUAACCUCUCCAUUGCGAGCGAACGACAAGCGAGCGUCGUUGCUCGAAGUACUCACCGGCGUGGCACCGGAUCUGCGUGA
Peronospora matthiolae is the source of this 378-nucleotide messenger RNA. The record is from the annotation of a GenBank genome assembly. NCBI's taxonomy places the organism in Eukaryota, Oomycota, Peronosporomycetes, Peronosporales, Peronosporaceae.